This is a messenger RNA of Brassica napus (rape), 2285 nucleotides long. Its product is annotated as calmodulin-binding protein 60 F-like. Gene Ontology annotation, cellular component: nucleus. The record is from RefSeq and is a predicted model, not a curated record. Gene Ontology annotation, biological process: regulation of salicylic acid biosynthetic process. Gene Ontology annotation, molecular function: DNA-binding transcription factor activity; sequence-specific DNA binding; calmodulin binding. NCBI's taxonomy places the organism in Eukaryota, Viridiplantae, Streptophyta, Magnoliopsida, Brassicales, Brassicaceae. The coding region runs from base 463 to 2097 and encodes 544 amino acids. The transcript has 7 exons.
AAAGUUUGUGAAGAGAGACAAAAGUGGAGAUGUCAAACGCACUGAGGUUGACAUAGUUGAUGAUCACGCGGUUUCGUGUUUUUCAAGAUUCCUUCCAUUCACAAAAACAGCUGUCUUUGUUUCUGUUCCUUUAGCGUCGGCCAUUAAAGUAUACUCUGUUUUGCAUUAUUCUAAAUAUUCAAAGGGACAUGAUCCAUAAAAGCUUUAGAUCUACCAUUUAAAAGAAACAGAUCUAGGUUCGUACACUCCAUGUGGGUUGUAUAAUAAACGAUCCAUAAAGAAAAGAAAAGACAUCUUUAUACGACUUUGGUUCUAGAUUCAAGUAAUCUCUGUGCUCUAUUAUUCUGUGAGUUUCUCUGAAGCUUCCUUGGUGUAGGACUUGUGCUCUUUUCUCCAACGUAAGGAAUUGCAUUAAAUUCGUAUCUCCCUAGGCACAGAGAUUGAUAACUUAUCUUACCUUAAAUGGAAAGUUCGAUGAGGAAGAGAGGACACAAUCAAGAGUAUACAGAUAACUUGUCAGAAGGCUCAGAACCAAAGAGACAGAAGAAGCUUCCAGCUUUGGCAAAUGUAAUUGUGGAAGCUGUCAAGGUAGAUAGUCUGCAGAGGCUAUGCUCCUCUCUGGAACCAUUAUUCCGUAGAAUUGUUAGUGAAGAGGUGGAACGUGCCAUAUCUAAGUUGGAGAGCUCCAAAACAACUCCAAGAUCUCAAGAACCAAAGAAGAUUCAAGGCCUCAAUGGAAGAAACUUGCAAAUUCGCUUCAGAACACGAAUGCCUCCUCAUUUAUUCACAGGAGGGAAAGUCGAAGGAGAGCAGGGCUCAGCCAUUCACGUGGUCCUUACAGAUGCAAGCACAGGAAACGUUGUUCAAACGGGAGAAGAUUCAACGGCAAAGCUGAACGUUGUCGUGUUAGAUGGAGACUUCAACGAUGAAGAUUGGACGAGAGAACGUUUUGAGAGCUUGGUUGUGAAAGAGCGCCAAGGAAAAAGUCCAAUAUUGACUGGUCACACUCAUGUGGUACUCAAGGAAGGUGUAGGAACUCUAGGAGAACUUAGUUUCACCGACAAUUCGAGCUGGAUUAGGAGCAGGAAGUUUAGACUGGGUGUUAAGGCUUCAUCAGGGUUUCAUCACAUACGUGAAGCUAAGACAGAGCCUUUUGCUGUUAAAGAUCAUAGAGGAGAACUGUACAAGAAACAUUAUCCACCGGUUUUAAAUGAUGAAGUCUGGAGAUUGGAUAGAAUAGCGAAAGGUGGAUCACUACACAAGAAGCUAGUGAAAUCUAACGUCAUCACUGUUGAAGACUUCCUUCGGAUACUUGUGAAGGAACCACAGAAGCUAAGAAGCUUACUUGGGAGUGGAAUGUCAAAUAGAAUGUGGGACAACACAGUGGAGCAUGCAAAGACUUGUGUAUUGGGUGGGAAGCUUUACGUUUAUUACACAGAGCAGACACAUAAUAAUACAGGAGUUGUCUUCAAUCAUAUAUAUGAGUUCCAAGGCUUGAUUGCUAAUGGUCACUUCUUGUCUCUUGAAUCUCUUGACCAUGACCAAAAGAUUUCUGCAGACAUUAUGGUGAAGGCUGCUUAUGAGAACUGGCACAAAGCGGUUGAGUAUGAUGGUAAGCUGUUGAAUUUCUUACCAGAGGCAAAAAGGGCACAGAAUCAUCAUCAGAAUGUAAAUAGCUACUCAUUGGUUCCUCAGCAACAGAUACAGUAUCCGUUUGUGCAGCAACCAUGUGAUCAGUUAGGAGACUACACAUCGAUGGAAGGUUCCUCAGUUUCAGGCUCAUGCAAUGAAGACCGUGAAGAUGUUUUCACAGAGGAAAUUAGGGUGAGGAGUUCAGAGAUGCUUGAGACCGAUGAUAUGCAGAAACUGCUCAGGACAUUUGGGAUAGCAGGCGGGUUUACUCAUAUUGCUGAGUCGUGUUACGGUUUUGACGAUCGGUAUGAAGCUCAGGUAGAUAAGGGUUAUAGGAGAGAACGAGGGAGAGGCUCAGGGAAAGCUGUGGUGGGUUGGCUUAAGCUUAAAGCUGCUUUGAGAUGGGGUAUCUUCAUACGCAAGAAAGCUGCACAGAGGAGGCCUCAAAUUGUGGAGAUUGACUAAGGAGAGCUGUAAAUAUUAUGGGAGCUCUUUGUGAAAAAGACCAAUCUAGAGUUGUGACAUAAAGAGUAAUGGGACUUUGCAUUGUAAUGUUUUAUUUGUUUGCUUGUUUGUGUUAUGUUUGUUUACUUGUUCCAUCCUGGCAUUGAACAUUGGACUGGUCUAUAUGAUUACACACAUCUUGUUCUCUA